AUGCAUGAUACUACUUCAUCUGAUUUCCAAGUGUUUGUUGAUCUUGGUACGUUACAAGAAAUUAGCUUCCAACGUACAGAGGCUCCAUUAGAGUUUGUCAAUUUAGAUAAUGUUGCAAUUGGGGAGCAGGAGGAAGAUGAGGACAGAGAGGAAGGGUUUGAAGAGGGGGAAGAAGAGGAACACAUACAAGAAGAUGAUGUAGAGGAAGAUGAACAAAUAGAAGAAGAUGAUGACGUAGAACAAGUUGAUAGCGAUGAUGAAGAUUAUGAUAAUGAUGAAUAA
Humulus lupulus (European hop) is the source of this 282-nucleotide messenger RNA. RefSeq lists its product as uncharacterized. Bases 1 to 282 code for a protein of 93 amino acids. Lineage: Eukaryota; Viridiplantae; Streptophyta; Magnoliopsida; Rosales; Cannabaceae. The transcript has a single exon. The record is from RefSeq and is a predicted model, not a curated record.